Glossina fuscipes is the source of this 2461-nucleotide messenger RNA. RefSeq names its product inner nuclear membrane protein Man1 (gene MAN1). NCBI's taxonomy places the organism in Eukaryota, Metazoa, Arthropoda, Insecta, Diptera, Glossinidae. Gene Ontology annotation, biological process: negative regulation of BMP signaling pathway; nuclear envelope organization. Gene Ontology annotation, cellular component: nuclear inner membrane. Gene Ontology annotation, molecular function: chromatin DNA binding. Bases 194 to 2323 code for a protein of 709 amino acids. The transcript is spliced from 2 exons. The record is from RefSeq and is a predicted model, not a curated record.
ACAUCUCAAGUCAAUAUUGUGUAAAAUUUUGUGUUGUGCCUGAUAUUGUCUAAUUAAUCAUUGUGCUAAAAAAAUCAACUAAUAUAUUUAACAGAAAUUUUGGCAAAAGUUGCAACAUUUUGUCGGUUGAUCGGAUUCGGAGAAUUGGAGAAUUUUCUAAAAUUGUCUAGCUUGCCAGUUGGUUGCCUUUAUUAUGAAUGAGGAGUAUUAUAAUCAACUAUCGGAUGCUGAGUUACGCGAUGAAUUACGAAGACACGGUUUACCAAAUAUACCCAUAACUGAGACGACGCGAAAUCUGCUCCUUAAAAAGCUUAAAAAUCAUUUGUUGAAUGAGUCACUUGAAAGGAAACGCAGGCGCUUCGAGACGCUCCUGCCAUCACCAGUCACGCCAAUCGAUGGUGAUAGAAAAAGGCGAACUCGGUCACCGGCCAGGAGGUCUACUGCUACCACCUCUCCCGCAAGAAUACAACCACAAAAUGCGUCUCACUUGGAUUCCCCUGUUUAUGCCUUCAACAGUUCUACACCUUCCAUGUCACGUAAUUUUUAUUCUUUAAAUGGAGCAAAUUCUUAUCUUGGCAAGAAUUACGAACCACAAUUUGGAAACUUGUCGCAACCGUCUCAUAAUUACGAAUCUGGCAAGAAGAGUUCACCGAGAAUUUAUGUACCACCCCCCAUCAUAGCGCCAGACGUUCAAACAGAUAGCCCGCAUAUGCUGAAAACGUCUUCGCCAAUUUCUCAUGAGAGUGACCGGCAAUUUAAGAACGGGUUAGAGUCGCCAAGCGUUGUAAGCCGUUUACUUAAACUCAGAGAUAUUACGAUUAGACGUGGAUCAACGUCUCCUAUAGCGUCUAGCUCCGCGUAUUCAACAAGCAAUUUAUAUCUCUCUGAUUCAGACUCGGACAGUAAUAACUUCGGCAGAUACGCAACAAUAACUAAACGUACUCACAAUCGUCCCUUAACAAAAAAUAUAUUUUCUUUGUUCAAUCUUAAGCGUAAAUUUAAACAAUUAUCUGUGCCAUACGUGUUGGUGACCUCUUUCGGUUUGUUCUUUGCUGUGUUGGCCUUCUUAUAUAUGACUAAGCCUCCGGAUAUACCUAGCACAAUGCUUGAGAAGAGUACAACCUUCACCACAUGUAAUGAACUCAAAGAGUUAUCUGCCAUAGCUAAGCCUUCCAUAAAUUGCAUAGAUAACGACUUAUUAGCCAAUUCUAUAGCACUUAACCGCGAACUCAUGCAAUUAUUGCAGACUAAAACCGAGACGCACUUUUGCAAAGAUCGUUCCGUUAGUCCCGAAGUAAGCGGGACAGAUUUCAUGAAACAUCUUUAUAAAAGACGUUCAACAGAUGCUCACAAACUUCUACGCUGUUUUCAUGCCGCCGUUUACCUAAUCGAAAAGAAUCCACAAUGGAAAAUUGCUAUCUUCAAUAAGUCCGAGAAUGGAGCAUUAUUCGAUAUCUAUAAACAAGAUGUACGUUUUGGAUUGUUGAAGCCGUACUUACCAUUAAAGUGCAUUUUCCUAAAUAAAAUGCAUAGGUUUUUCGUCAUAAUCGGUACGAUAUUUUUAGCGGUGAUACUGAUAUUUCUAUGCCAUGCGAUCAUAAGUUACUUGAGGCAAAAAUAUCAAAGCCGCAUACUUACAAUUGAUAACCUUAUCAAAGACAUUGUCAAGGAAUUAAUGUAUCGGGCUUCACUAAACGAUGAGUCGGGUGGCGAAGUAAUUGUAUAUCACUUGCGCGACAAAUUGAUACCGUUAAACAAAAGACGUUCACUAUUGUCAGCUUGGGACGAGGCCCUACGUAAACUAGAAGCAAAUGAUUCCCGCGUACAAUUCGGUGUUGUCUUGCGAAACGGCGAAGAAUUUCGCACAAUGAAAUGGGCGGAACCGUUAUUGACACCUAUGACCAAUUCGCCUUUGCCGAUGCAUGGUUCUGCUGAAGAACGCUUGAGGAAAAAACAAUGGCAGAGUCCUGCAUUUGAUAAUGUUAAUAAUAAUUUUGAGCCGCCUACACCUUGUCUUAAAGUGCGUCAUAUGUUUCAUGCCGCUGAAGCCAACCAGCCUGAUUUGCAACAAAAUAUAAUUGAAUCAAUAUUAGAAAAAGUGGGCCCGCAAUGUAAGAUAUACGAUAUACAAUUAGAUCGCCAAAGUUGUUGUGUUUAUAUACGCUGCGCUAGCGAAUACGACGCGGGUAUUGUGCAUAACGAAAUUAACGGAUGGUGGUUUGAUAAUCAUCUUGUCUCCAUUAAGUUUUUGCGCUUGCAACGUUACUUAACGCGAUUUCCGCACUGCAGCACAACGCCAAUAACAAUGAGGUCCAUAAAAUAAGUUUUUUUAAAUCACUUUUUGAAAGGCCUUACAAUAAUUCUCUUUCGUUGUUGAAAAGGAAAGAAGGACGGAAAUGUUUAAUACUAAAAUUUAAAGUUUAUAUAUAUAUAUAUAUAUAUAUCAAUAAAACGAUUUGAC